UGGCCAGCUAUAGAGCAAUUCAGCUAAGCACUUCCAUUCAUUUGCCUACUGCACUGUUCCAGUGCAGGCUGAGCCGGGAGAAUCAUUUUUUGUCAUUCUGCUAUUGUCCCUUCUUUUCUGCAUUAAGAUGUAUUUAUUAUGGACAAGCCUGGUGCUGUGUGCAAGUCUUCUGCUUCCUUUACACUCUCAGCCUGAAAACCAGAAGGUAAAGCAGAGAAGCCUGCGGCAAAAGGAGCUGGAUAUCAUAGAGAGAUAUAAUGGAAUGUGUGUUCAAGGAGCUAUGGGCCCUCCUGGCCGAGAUGGAACGCCUGGUGUAAAUGGGAUACCUGGGACUCCUGGAAUUCCUGGCCGUGAUGGAGCAAAAGGAGAAAAAGGGGAAUGCAUGAAGGAAAGCCUGGAAGAGUCCUGGACUCCAAACUUCAAGCAAUGUGCCUGGAGUGCCUUAAACUAUGGGAUAGACCUUGGCAAGAUUGCGGAAUGUACAUUUACAAAAAUGCGAUCCCACAGUGCACUGCGGGUGGUGUUCAGUGGAUCCCUGCGUCUCAAGUGUAAGACGGCUUGCUGCCAGCGGUGGUACUUCACUUUUAAUGGAGCUGAAUGCGCUGGGCCUCUACCCAUCGAGGCCAUUAUUUACUUAGACCAAGGAAGCCCGGAAUUUAAUUCCACAAUUAAUAUUCAUCGAACAUCAACUGUGGAAGGGCUGUGUGAAGGAAUCAGCGCUGGACUGGUGGAUGUCGCCGUCUGGGUGGGAACCUGCUCAGACUAUCCAAGAGGAGACGCUUCUACUGGGUGGAACUCUGUGUCACGGGUCAUCAUAGAGGAGUUGCCAAAAUAAACCCCUAUUCCUCCCCUUAUCCAAACACAAACCGCAAACUGUUUUAUUGGGUAGAGCAAACGAUAUUCCUUUUUUCAGAUAAAAAACACUUUUAUAGGUACUGUAUAAACAAGAGAGUGGUGCUUUUUAGGAGUGUAUUUAUGCAAAAGCAUACCCCAUUUAUCUUUUAUUAUCAUUUAUUUUUACUUGCCGAGGCAGUAAAUAUGAGGCAUAGCUUGAUCUGUCUACAUACUGUAUUAUUUGGAUUGACUGAUGUAUUCUCCAUAGCCUUUAGCAACACACAACUGAAUGUGCAAAAUAGAUAUGCACUGAACUAUGGAGAAUGCUUCAGUUAUGAGGAGCAGUAUGGCGGCUCCUACACACAUAUGCAUUUGUGUGCAUGCUGUAAGCUAUUUCCUUAUACUGUAUAAAUACUUUAUAUGUAUAAAUUCAGGGGAAAUAGCAGUGUACAACUUUUUUUUUUGUAUUAUUUUGCAUUUUAUAUUAAAACCCCAUGUAUGAAGAAUACAGUAGGCCAGGUUAUACAGCUGAGUGCUGGCUUUGUUUAGGUUGCUGGACAAUUAAAACUGAGAAACUUGGCUCCUACAGGUAUUAACAAACCAGAUGAAUACAACGGUACUGUGUCAGUAAUCACUGUGAUCCACUUUGUUUCUUUUCCCUUUUUUUUAAUAAAAGAAAGACAUUUA
Molecule: messenger RNA, 1521 nt
Organism: Xenopus tropicalis (tropical clawed frog)
Lineage: Eukaryota; Metazoa; Chordata; Amphibia; Anura; Pipidae
Gene: cthrc1
Product: collagen triple helix repeat containing 1
Exons: 4
Coding region: 128-835 (235 amino acids)
Source: RefSeq, a predicted model, not a curated record